CCUCUCUCUCUGCCCCUCCCCUGCUCUCACUCUGCCUCUCUCUCUCGAAAAUGAGUACACAUAGAAAGAAACUUGUUUAAGAAAUUAAAUUAAAGUACCAAUAAACUGAGAAGCAGGGAAGCCCCAUUGCUGACCAGCGGGGGGAUCUAGGAAACACUGGGUGCUGGGAUUUGCAUCACACCCUAUGCUGAGAUGGGCUUUGGGAAAGAAGCUCUAUGGGGGGUGCCCACCUUUGGGGGUCUCCUUCCUACUUUGCUUGUCUCUCUCUCUCUUCCUAUUAUGAACUACAUUGCCACUCUUUCCCUACCAACCCUGAUCCCAUUGCUCCAGUGCCAACCAGGUGGGUAGUAUAAGGAUUCAGGGCAAUAAGGGGAAAGGAAAGGAAGGAAAAAGAAACCCCCAUCUUCCCUCCUCUGGCCCUAGUGGUGGUCUUAUUAGCUGUCUCCUUCACCUACAAUCUUUGGGCCAUUCUCCGUCACCUAUUGUAGAUCCCCUAGUCCCCAGAAACUGGACCUAAGUAUUCUUUUGAAAUAAAGAGGAUUCUGACUACAAUCUUCUAUGGAUUCCAGGGUCCUCCUUUGACAUCUGUGUCUGCUAUUGCUUUUACAAACGAAUCCAAGUAUAAAAAUCGACACUGUUGUGUAUAUAUGUUGGGAGAGAUGAGUGGAGAUGAUUACGUUUAUUCUAUUUCUCAUAUUUCAAAAAUCUUUAGAGAGUUUCCAAAAGGAUAAACUGAAUGUCCAUGGGGAUGACCAAACACCCUUGCCUCUCAGUUCCUUGCCUUCCUCAUUACCAAUGACCUUUUGUCUACACUAUCACAAAGCCACCCACUCCCUGCAACUGCUCUAUUUUUAAGAUAAUCAGUCAAUCAUUCUGUCUCCAAGCAGCACCUCCUACCUUUCCAGCCAACUGGUUCCAUCUUUCUUCAAGUUCAUCAGUGCUUCCUCCCUAGGAGUCCCCUUCUAAUCUCUUCCCUCUGUAUGUCCCUCUGAUACCAUGGUUCAUCAUUUGGGGCAGUCUUUCACAAAUAUCUUAACUUCCUUUGCUCCUUCAUCUAUCUGUGAUAUCUCCCUGGCAUAAAAAAAAAAAAAAGCAUUAACUUGAAACAAAGCUUACUCCCCAACUCCCCCAUUCUUCUCCUGAAUAGCCAAAUGCCACUAGAGAAAACCAUACAUCCGUCAGACAGGUCUCUUGGCAAAUUCAAGAUCACCCAUCUCAAGAGGCUCUCAACUCUCCCAGCAUCAAGAAAUACUUGUAGAGUGGGGAAAUAUCCACGGAAGGUGCUCUGGGAAUUCUGAAAUGAAUGGACUGCGUGCAGGUAGAGAAACAAAGAGACAAAGCUAAUAGAUGAGGGCAGAAGGGAACCAAAUGGGAAGAGUAAUUUGGAAGCAAAAGGAAGAGAGGAUUUCAACAAGGCUUGACUGCCGUUCCCUCUUGUGAGUAAAACUCUGAUUUUUAAGACUUAUUGGGUGGCUGUACAAGACAGCCUGUCUAGUUCCACCCUGUUGAUGACAACUCUCUUAUAGACGAAGAAGCAGAUCAUCCUGGAGAUUGUUGGUGUGUGCAACUGUGCUGGAGAAGGCAGGCUUUCGUUUCCUCAUCUGGCACAAAGGAAUCCUUCCUACUUUCCCCAGGAGGGCGUUGGGAGUAAACGGAUUGGUGGGAAGCAAAAGGAUUAUUUCAGUAGUAAUGACUGCAGGAGGUCAAGGCAAGGCUGAGGCUGUUCUCAAUAAGAAUCAUUGUGACUAAAGACAACGGCUAGUGGGAAUUUUUUUUCUUUGUUUGCUUUUAUUUUUUGAUGCUAGACAGCUGGAAUGCCAAGGGCAGUUCUGUGCCAAGCCACAAAAAGACUGAAAGCCCAGGACUUCCCCUCGGACAAUAGCUUCCAUUUUAGCUUCGGGCAAGAGUAAAAUCUGUCCUAAGAUAGUUUAGGAACUUCCUGUUCGUUCACAUUUCAAGCAGCUUGUAUUUAAUUUUCACCUUGCCACUCAGAGCUCAGAGUGAACAGGAGACCCAGGGACAGGGUACUUUGCUGAGAACUGACCAGCGACCGGCUGGCUGCCUAGGAGAACAGACAGCCAUAAUGGAACCCAAACCUCAGAAGAGUCCAGGCAAACAAUUUACAUUUUAUUAUGAAAAUGAAGUCUGCAAACAAGAUUACUUUAUUAAAUCACCACCUCCUCAGCUUUUCUUCUCUGCUUCUUCUUGGAAAAGGGUUUUCAUUCUGUCAAAGAGUGGGGGAAGGAGACUUCACGUCUCCUAUUACAAAGACGAACAUCGCCGAGGUUCCAUUGAAAUUGACCGAAACUCCAGUGUAGAAGUUGGCAUAAGUAGCCAUGAAAAAAUGCAAUCUGUAUGUAAGAUGUUCAAAUGCCACCCUGAUGAGGUGAUGUCCAUCAGAACCACUAACAGGGAAUAUUUCCUCAUUGGCCAUGACAGGGAGAAGAUUAAAGACUGGGUCUCCUUCAUGUCAUCAUUUUGCUGGGGCGCCAAAGCAGCACGCCAGAACACAGAGGAGAAAUUCUCCCUGGGUGGUAAAAGGCCUUCUUCAGACCCCAGUCCUCUCCUUGGUCCUUCCAGCGCGUCAGAGGCUGUCAGCCCCACCCCACCAAGAAAUAGUCUUCCAGACAUGCAUUUAAUGGCAAACAAUUCUCCAGGACUCAGACAAGCUCAUCUGCCACAUGAUUUCUUGUCAGAGACUACUGAAGAGACAGAAGAAGAGAGUCAUUAUAUUAGUCCUCAAAGUAUUCUUUUACAGUUGGAUAGUCUUACUGCUUCCAAUGAUCCUGGUCAACCUGCUGAACCUGAUAGUCCAGAACAGUUCUCGGAGACAAAUGAACAUCAUUACAUGCCAAUGAAAUCCUGUCUUUUCAGAGAGACAUCCCACAAGUCUGCUGAUAGCAAAGAGGGAUCCCAGGCCCUUCCAGAGAUCCAGAACGGGGGGCUUCACUUGCAAGAACAAGGCUCACAAAGUGACUCUUGUCUUCCACCUGCCAAUAUGGAAGCACAGACCAUGAAUGACAAAAAGGGUAACAUCCCUGAUGAAAGCCAAGUGGAGAAACUGAAUGUGUUCCUUUCUCCUUCUGACGUCAUAAAUUAUCUUAGUCUCAUGGAAGCUGCAGGACGGAUAUGUGUGGCUCAGUGGCAAGGCCCCCCGCACCUGGGAUGUUUAUUUUUUCACGGAGAUCACAUCUUGGCUGUGAAUGACCUGAUGCCCCAGGGCCUGGAGGAGGCUUCCUUGUUUCUCAGUCGGUCUGUCCAGAAGGAGAAAAUAAAACUCACCAUCGGCCGGAUCCCAAAUUCAGAGAAAUUCCAUGCUGUCGCCUGUACGUGCCCCUUAAAAUACAAAGGUGUUGUACCUUGUCGACUGGGUGAGUCUAGACUGGAGAAGACCCUGAAGAGGAGUCCAGCCAUUAAAAAGGGUCAACACCAACGAACUGGAGAGUCACAUGCCAGGACCCACUGCUGAGGAGCAAGGGUGGGCCCUAGACUCUCCCUCUCCCUCUCACCGCCGUGUGAGAUAACGCACAUCAGCACACCUCUCUGAUUUUCCGUACCUACCCCUUAACGGUGGGGAAAACUAUCACCUCUCCGGCUAUUCAUCAGGGAUGCUGAGAGGGUCCAGGGGGAUAAUGACUGUGGAACGCAGAGAAAAUGUAAGGCCUUGUUAGCUCAGACGUUGUCCCACACACCACAGAGAUUGUUAAGUCCCUCAUCUGAAAUGCACUGUGUGUUCUCUGAGGUCAUGGUCCACACAAUCCCUUCUUUGUUAGGGAACAUACAGUUGGAAACGCUCAUUCCAGGAAGGCAAGAUUCCCGAGAGACGUGAUACCAUAU
Molecule: messenger RNA, 3837 nt
Organism: Lynx canadensis (Canada lynx)
Lineage: Eukaryota; Metazoa; Chordata; Mammalia; Carnivora; Felidae
Gene: PLEKHS1
Product: pleckstrin homology domain containing S1
Source: RefSeq, a predicted model, not a curated record